AUGGGUCCCAACCGCCGAGCUACCACCGAACACCCAAGCGUGCCAGUGGCCACAGGAGACCGUUUCAAAGGCGGAACCAUCGUGCCCCGCGGUCUCGGAAGCGGAGGCGAACCAGAAGCCAAGGCCUUCAACUCGGCCGAAAUCAACUCGGCCUUACAAGCCCUAGCCAGCGAAUUCGAGCAAUCCACCAACCUCUUCGAAGCACCUCACAAAACCCACGAGAACCGCACCACCAUAGGCAUCACCCUGACGAGCGGCUGCGGAACCCCGGGCCAAAGCAGGCGCAAAAUCAAGGGCAGAGAGUCGUCCCACAGCGCAAACCCCGACGACCCCGCCAACCCCGCCGACCCCGGAAUCCGCGCAUACCUCCAAGCAGGCAUCCACUCCCGCGAGCGAGGCGGGCCGGACCACAUGCUCUACUUCCUCUCCGACCUCCUCUGGGCCUCCCGCGAAGGAACCGGCCUCCGCUACGGCGGCCGCGCCUACACCGCCUCCGAAGUGCAAACCGCCCUCCGCCUCGGCAUCGCCGCCAUCCCGAACCUCAACCCAGACGGCCUGGCCCACGACCAAGCCACCAACCUCUGCUGGCGCAAGAACCGCAACCCGGCCAGCCGCGUCCCCGACCCCAUCCACCCCGAAGACGACCGCUCCGUCGGCGUGGACCUCAACCGCAACUACGACGCCGCCUGGAACUUCACCCACUAUUUCUCAUCCGACGCAUACCCCCCCGCCUCGGCGGACCCCAACAGCGAGGCCUUCUACGGCACGGGACCCCUCUCGGAGCCCGAAACCCGCAACUCGGCCUGGGUGCUGGACCGUUUCCCUUCCGUCGCCUGGUUCGUCGACCUGCACGCCCCCGCGAACGCCAUGCUGUACGGCUCCUUCUUCGACACCCUGCAGAGCGCCGACCCGGACAUGAACUGGCAGAACCCCGAGUACGACGACGUGAGGGGCGUGGUGGCGGAUAAUCCUACCUCGGCCGCCUACGGGGAGUAUGUCCCGCAGGAGGACUGGGAUGCCCUUAUAUUGGCGGCGGAGCGCAUGGCUUGGGGGAUCCGCUCUUCCGGGACCAUCGACGGGGGACCUCGCGUCUACCAGGGGGCUUUGUUCGCGCCUACCUCCGGCUCGUCUACCGACUUUGCUUAUAACCGGCAUUUUGUCGACUCGGAGAAGCAGAAGGUUCUUGGUAUCGGGUUCGAGUUUGGUGAUUUCCGCGAGGACUGGGACAGAGUCCCCUGCCCGUUUUAUCCAACCGCCGAGCGCUACACGCAGGAUAUGAAGGAGGUCGGCGCUGGUCUUAUGGAGUUUCUCCUGACGGCUGCCAGGUUGAGUUGA
This is a messenger RNA of Sodiomyces alkalinus F11, 1335 nucleotides long. Its product is annotated as Zn-dependent exopeptidase. The transcript has a single exon. Gene Ontology annotation, molecular function: metallocarboxypeptidase activity; zinc ion binding. The record is from RefSeq and is a predicted model, not a curated record. The coding region runs from base 1 to 1335 and encodes 444 amino acids. Gene Ontology annotation, biological process: proteolysis. Lineage: Eukaryota; Fungi; Ascomycota; Sordariomycetes; Glomerellales; Plectosphaerellaceae.